Exophiala oligosperma is the source of this 1794-nucleotide messenger RNA. RefSeq lists its product as uncharacterized. The transcript has 4 exons. NCBI's taxonomy places the organism in Eukaryota, Fungi, Ascomycota, Eurotiomycetes, Chaetothyriales, Herpotrichiellaceae. Bases 1 to 1794 code for a protein of 597 amino acids. The record is from RefSeq and is a predicted model, not a curated record.
AUGGACCCCGGUUUAAGCUCAGUCGAGCAAGUUGUCGUGUCACAGGCUCUUCACCACUUGUGCUACUGCAUCCUCAAUCACGACUUCCUUUUGCGUCAAAUGAUGUCUAACACGACCACAAGACUUCCCGUCGGCUUUGUCAUCAACGCGCUGCAGAGCGGCCUGUAUCAUGCAACAGAAUUCAACCGAGUCCUCAAGUCGGCAUUGGAGGCAGGAUGCAAGACUGUUUCCUCCUUUCUGAGCUACGCCUGUCUAUUCUGCGCCACCAUCCAUGCCGUGUACAGACACUCAGAUAACCAGGCUGUCCGCGACCAGGCCUUUAAGGAUCUGAAAUUUGCUUUGUCUUUUCUCCAGCGAAAAGCACGGUACUGGCCAAAUUCGGCUACAAUGAGACCAAGCUGUGGACAGUGUAUAAAAGCCGAUGUUCGUUGUGAAGGCUACAUCCAGCCCCGUAUUUUCGUCCAUACGAGCCAGAAGCAUGCAGAUGCAAGUGCUCAAACUCAACGUUUUAUACCUGAAUCGUAUGCGGCGCCGCCUCGAACUGAAUCAGGCGCCUUCCCUGUUUCGCCCAAGACAACAUCUUCAAUGGUAUCAUCUAUUAUUUCUGAGCUUGAGCAAUCGCUGGGCUCUGUUGCCUUCCAAUGCCAAUGCCUUGACAACUUUUGGACCUCUUUGCUCCCAAACAGCCGUGAGUUUCCAAAGAGCGCUUCAAACUACUCUACAGCUGGUUGGACGAGAAUUGUGCAAGGCCUGUGUGAGCGGCAUAGUCUUGUGCGCCUUGCCGUCGUUGCAAACGCCUUGAGCUUACUGGGCGACCAGAGUGGGCAGGGGUUCAUAGUUGUACAAGCAUGGCAUGUGUACGGCAGGUCAUUGGAAAUCCUGGCUCGAUCGCUUCCCGCGAUGAACGAUACGAAUGGUGAUGAACUCCUUGCUACCUCGAUUUUACUUGCUCAAUACGAGGGAGCCAGAAGUCGACAUUCGGCCUUCUCUUCGGGCCAGAGGUGGAACCGACACGCCCUGGGAGAAAAGGCUAUCCUUACAGCAAGAAAUCCCAAUAGUUUCACAGAUGGAUACUCUCAUCAACUGCUCAUUGAUAGUCGCCUUCAUUUGACGUAUCCUGAUCUUCGCCAUCGUAAACGAUCCACUUUUGCUUCUCUUGAAUGGAAGACAACUCCUUGGUUACUGAAGCCCAAGGAUACCAAAAAUGAGCUUAUAGAUGUGCUCGUCGAUAUUCCAGCUAUCAUGGAAGAUUUCGACGCGCUUACGGACUCUACGCCCAAGAAAGUAGACAACCAAGUGUCUGGGCAUCAGCAGCUGGAAGAAAGGUGCUGGAUUCUGGAUGCCCAGCUGCAACGGUGGUCUAACACAUCAGGACUUACCACAGUCAACUUCGUCGCCAAUGAGGUCUCCGGUGAGCCCCAAGCGACUACCAUACCUACUUCUGAAGAUUUUGCCAUGGCCCAUCUGGGGCUGAUAUAUUGGACAGUCUGUUUGUUGCUAUAUCAACACAUGUAUCAACUCGGCAAAAUCAAUCCAACCGGAACCGACCUUCCAGAACGAGUUGAGCCGCGGCAGUAUUGUCGCAGAAUUGCGCUCCUGCUCCCGUAUUUUGCAAAGAGCAAUCUGGGCGAAUUCUUCAUCAAUAUGACUGCUUUUCCAGCCAUCACUAUCGCCCGCUUUCUUGAUCGAUAUGACACCCCAGGACAGUCUUCCGAAGAACGGAAACUGCUUCAAUCAGCGUUUGGAGGAACAUACAAGCGUCGAAUCGACAACUUUCUGGGAACUUGGCCUUGA